AUGGAGGUCCUAAACCAACGCGCGGCACUGCUCUCCAACUACGAGGUCCUGACGCUUCUCAAGGAGCUCGAGAGCGAUCACCUCGCACGCACGAAGACCGCGAUCCGCAUCAAAAAGGAGGAGGAGGCCGCGGGACUCCCCCCAAAACACCAAGCGCCACCGGAUGAUGUCUGUGAGAAUUUGCGGACCGUCGAGGUUGAGGCCAUCCAGUAUCUGUCUGCAGACUUCCAGCCCACUGGGUCGCAGACUCCUGAGGGCAUCACCCAGUUGACGCGGAACCUCGCGCGUUGGGACCUCACCAAGGCUGAGAAACUCCAGAUAGUCAACUUGGCUCCUACGGAACCUGUCGAGCUGUACGUGGUCGUAGAAGAACUGGAAGACCGCUUUGGCAACCAAAUGGACGAUAUACUGAACACCGUGAAAGAAACUCUCCGCGAGGCAGCUCCUGCCGUCAACGGGACUUCCAACGGCGCUGAACCGUCACAAGCGAUGCAGGUUGAUGCUGCUGUCUACUCUGAGUAUCAAGAUGACUACCAAGACCAAGAUCAGUGGGAUUACAACGCAAAUGAGGUCGUUUUCGAUGACACGGGUGAAGGUGCCGGGAUUGAGGGCGACCUCGAUGUCGACGAUGACUGA
Molecule: messenger RNA, 636 nt
Organism: Dichomitus squalens LYAD-421 SS1
Lineage: Eukaryota; Fungi; Basidiomycota; Agaricomycetes; Polyporales; Polyporaceae
Exons: 4
Coding region: 1-636 (211 amino acids)
Biological process (GO): transcription initiation at RNA polymerase III promoter
Cellular component (GO): RNA polymerase III complex
Molecular function (GO): nucleotide binding
Source: RefSeq, a predicted model, not a curated record